GCUCUGAAUCCUGUUCCCCCCACCAUAUUAUAUCCCACCUUAUUACCGCGUCGCGAGCAAAACAACGGAAAUACAGCCAAAAUGGUCGAGAAGGUCUACGUCACGUAUAAUCAGGUGCACAAAUUGUGCCAGGAAGCCGCCGAGCAGAUCCUCAAUGACUUCAAGCCCACGCUCAUGAUCGCCAUUGGCGGCGGCGGCUACGUCCCCGCGCGCAUCCUCCGCUCCUUCCUCAAGCGGCCCGGCCACCCCAACAUCCCCAUCCAAGCCAUCGGGCUCUCGCUAUACGAGCAGCUCGGCGGCUCAACAGACCCCGACAUCGAGAAGCCGGGCACAAAAGUGACGCGCACGCAAUGGCUCGACCUGUCAUCCUUGGAGAUGGCGAACCUGAUCGGCAAAAACGUGCUGAUCGUCGACGAGGUGGACGACACGCGCACGACGCUCGAGUACGCGGUGCGCGAGCUGGAAAAGGACGUCGACGCCGCGGUGCAGAAGAGCGGGCGUCAGGCCGAGAAGACAACGUUCAGCAUCUUCGUCCUGCAUAAUAAGGAUAAGGCGAAGAAGGGCGUGCUGCCCCAGGAGAUUCUGGGCGGGAGGUAUGCGGCGGCUAGGACGGUGGGGGAUGUUUGGAUCAAUUAUCCUUGGGAGGCUACCGAUAUCGAUGAACAUGAUCGCAUGUCGAGGGAGCAGGAGUCGAAGCAGUAGUUAUUUACUGUGAGGCGAAUAAGUCGAUAGACGAGAAGCGAAGCGAAGCGAAGCGAAGAGGAAAAGUGAGCAUUUCGGCAUCUUGAGCAUUUGCAGGCAGGACAGGACAGGACAGGACAGGACAAGGGCAGGGAUUACGGAUAUACAGGAGUUUAGUGGACC
Molecule: messenger RNA, 864 nt
Organism: Dothidotthia symphoricarpi CBS 119687
Lineage: Eukaryota; Fungi; Ascomycota; Dothideomycetes; Pleosporales; Dothidotthiaceae
Product: hypoxanthine guanine phosphoribosyltransferase
Exons: 4
Coding region: 82-702 (206 amino acids)
Biological process (GO): IMP salvage; GMP salvage; hypoxanthine metabolic process
Cellular component (GO): cytoplasm
Molecular function (GO): hypoxanthine phosphoribosyltransferase activity
Source: RefSeq, a predicted model, not a curated record